Molecule: messenger RNA, 4263 nt
Organism: Purpureocillium lilacinum
Lineage: Eukaryota; Fungi; Ascomycota; Sordariomycetes; Hypocreales; Ophiocordycipitaceae
Product: superkiller protein 3
Cellular component (GO): Ski complex
Molecular function (GO): protein binding
Source: RefSeq, a predicted model, not a curated record
AUGUCAAGCUCCAAGGCGCUGCUCAAGUCCAUCAACGAUGCGAUUCGGCAGCAGAAGUUUGACGACGCCAUCGACCAGGCUCAGGGCUACCUGAAAAAGGACCCCAAGAGCUACCAAGCCCUCAUCUUCCUGGCCUUUGCCUUGGACAAGUCAAACCGCCUAGAUGAGGCCGAGACCGUCUACCAAGAUGCCACCGCGCUCCGCCCACAGGACGCGCAGGCCUACCAGGGCCUCAUCAAGAUCUAUGAGAAGCAGGGCACCAAGAAGCUGGCCGAGUACCAGCGUGCCGUCGUCAGCCUGGCACACGUGUUCCGCGACGCCGACGACAUGUUCAAGUGCCAGGAGGUUGUCGACAAGUUUGUCGACUUUGCCAGAGUACAGGGCGACAAACUUCAGUACGCUGAUGCCCUCUGGAUCCAGCUCCCGGAGAGCCCCCUCUACCCAGUCCUGGAAGGCCGCUUUCCCCAUCCCGCAAGGACCUACGAAACUAUUGCCCUUAUCCUUGAAGAGUUUGAGAAGAAGCGCAUCAACACGCUCAUAGGAGAACGACGCACCCGCCUGGGCGCCACGUUGACUGAUGUCACAAUCGAAGUCAAGCGGGAGGUGUUCGCACUUAGCAAGCUGGAGCACGUCUAUCGGCAGCUGAUCAAUUGGACCAGCGACGACGACGUGAGGAGGACUUACGAAGAAAAGCUCCUUCAACAUUGCUACGACCGCCUGCUAGUCUCUCCUACUGCCGCGAAAGCGGAGGAGCAAGCAAAGGUGCGGGGUCUCGCAAACGACAUGGUCAUCAUCAAGCACCCCUUCAAGCUGGCGUGGGACAUUGCCAUCAACUGGCAAGACCACAAAGAUAUCAAGGACUGGGAUGUGACCGUCCUGAGAGAAUACUGCGGCUUCUUCCCCGACAGCGAUCUUUACAAAGUCAUCACCGGCUACUUGACGAGUGCCAUAUCACCGUUCCCUCCGCCAGCCGAGACCGAGAAAAAGGCCGCGUCGAUGGCUGGGUCUGAGGAAAGCGAGGAUGACGAUGAAGACGGCGGUGUUCCCACAUCAUUUGUCCCUCUGACAGACGACGACCGCCUCAUCAUGAUCACAGAAGGCAUAGCAGGCACCGAGUCCACGUUUGCGUACCGACUGGUCGGCCAUUACUUCCUUCACUUCGGCGAGUAUGAGAGCACAGUCGAGUUUAUGCGCAAAGCGCACCAGUUCAUCGUCAAGGAGCGCACAAAGACGGGCCUCUCCUUUCGCAACACAUAUGACGCAUACUCAUUGUCUCUCGGCACAGCGCUGGUCUACUACCAGUCGCCGAGACACCACCAGGAGGCCAAGAAUCUGUUCGACAAGGUGCUAGAGCAUGACGAAACAUCGACACCGGCCAUGAUAGGCGUAGGGCUUAUCUUUGAGGAAGAGGAAGAGUAUGAUGAGGCCGUCGACUACCUAAGCCGCGCCCUCGAGCGUGACCCAUCGAACAUCCGCGUCAGGUCUGAAGCGGCCUGGGUCAAGGCUUUGAAAGGGGACUGGCAGACUGCAAGGGCCGAGCUCUUGGACUGCGUCAAGCAGCUGGAGCAAAAGGGAGCCAACGACAAGGACCUACUGGCCGACACUCAAUAUCGUAUUGGCUCCUGCAUUUGGAAUCUGGACUCGAGUCGGCAAGCGAGAAAGCAGCGAAAGGGCGAUAGUGCAUAUGCAUAUUGGCUGGCCGCUCUCAACAACGACUUGAACCACGCUCCCACGUACACCAGCCUUGGAAUAUUCUACAACGACUACGCCAAAGAUCGAAAGAGAGCGCGCCGGUGCUUCCAGAAGGCUCUCGAGCUCUCUUCCGCAGAAGUUGUUGCCGCGGAGCGGUUGGCUCGAUCUUUUGCAGAAGACGGCGACUGGGAUCGUGUGGAGCUCGUUGCCCAGCGCGUGGUAGACUCAGGCAAAGUUAAACCGCCGCCUGGGUCGAAGAGAAAGGGCAUCAGCUGGCCGUUUGCCGCGCUAGGCGUGGCCGAGCUAAACAAGCAAGACGUCCACAAGGCGAUUGUUUCGUUCCAGGCUGCACUCAGGCUGUCGCCCGGAGACUAUCAUUCUUGGGUUGGCUUGGGCGAGAGUUACCACAGCUCCGGACGGUACAUUGCCGCCACAAAGGCGAUACUGAACGCGCAGAGCCUUGAGACGGAGAGCAACGGCGACAUAUCCAGCGACAGGUGGUUCACGAAGUACAUGCUUGCCAAUAUCAAACGAGAACUAGGCGAGUAUGACGAGUCGAUCACCUUGUACCAGGCCGUGUUGGAAACCCAUGCUGGAGAAGAGGGUGUUAUCAUUGCUCUCAUGCAGACUCUGGUAGACAACGCUCUGGCGUCCGUGGAAAAGGGGUUGUUUGGAAAAGCUGUCCAGCUUGCCAUGGACACUAUCAACUUUGCAGCCACCACGAGUGGGAGUGUUCGAGACACGUUCAACUUUUGGAAGAGCCUGGCGGACGCUUGCUCCGUGUUCUCAUCUGUCCAGAGCCGUGUCGCGGACUUUCCUGUGCAGACUAUCAAAUCGCUUCUGGAGAGUGGAAACCAGCAGGCUUUUGAGAUCUCUGGUGACGUGGACAAGGUUGGGACUGACGUUGUAUACGCCCCCGGCACCAGCGUCAAUGGAGAUGGCCUAGGCGGCGGCAUUACCCGGUGCCUGCACGCAACUAUUCUGUGCCACAAGCUGGCCAUUGACGUUUCCUCGGGAGACAUUCACGCCCAAGCCGUCGCACACUACAACCUGGGCUGGGCUGAGUUCCGCGCACACUCAUGCCUACCGGAUCAUCAGCGCAAGAAGUCGAGCAACUACAUCAAGGCUGCAGUGAGGGCUUUCAAGAGAGCCAUCGAGCUGGAAAGUGGCAACUCCGAGUUUUGGAACGCACUCGGAGUGGUGACGAGCGACAUCAACCCGCCCGUUGCGCAGCACGCGUUCGUCAGGAGCCUGCACUUGAACGAGCGCAGCCCCGUAGCGUGGACUAACCUGGGCGUCUUGGCCUUGCUGUCUGGUGAUACGAGGGUGGCAAACGAGGCAUUCACUCGAGCACAGUCGGCAGAUCCGGACUACGCACACGCCUGGCUGGGGCAGGGAUUCGUUGCGCUGCUUGUUGGCAACGCAAAGGAGGCCCGGGGGCUCUUCACACACGCCAUGGAGAUUUCUGAAGCAUCGUCCGUUCCCACACGGCGGCACUACUCUGCAUCCACGUUCGACCACAUCCUCACUGCUCCGCCGAACAUGACCGUGGCUUCUCUCAUCCAACCGCUGUUUGCACUCAAUCAGUUGCAAAGCCUGCACCCGCAAGAUCUGGCGUUUGGCCACUUGUCGACCAUGCUCCAAGAGCGGACGAGGGAGCACGCCCCUGCUGUGCAGACGCUGGAGAAGAUUUGCGGUGUCAUCGAGGCCGACUAUGAGGCCACUGAGUCUGCCGAGAGCCUUGCUAGGUUUACAUUGGCAAAGACCGACUUGGCCCGGGCAUAUCUCGCCGCAGGGUGGUACGACCAGGCUGUGGAGUGCGGCGACAUGGCCCUCGGCCUGAGUAGCGACGAGAGCGAGAGCGAGCUGACGGGCGAGCAACGGAAAAAGGCCCGGCUGUCCGCACACCUGACGGUCGGCUUGGGGCAAUACUAUCUGGAGCAGUACGACGAGGCGCAAAAGUGUUUCGAGGCCGCGCUGGGAGAAUCAGACAACAGCCCCGAUGCGACCUGUCUCUUGGCGCAGGUUCUUUGGGCGCAAGGCUCGGAAGACUCGCGGGAUAAGGCCCGCUCGGCCCUGUUCGAGGUUAUCGAGAGGCAGCCAGAUCACGUCCAGAGCGUCCUUCUCCUCGGUGUCGUUGCGCUCCUGGAUCAGGACGAAGACAGCCUGGAGGCCGUCGUGGAGGAGCUCCAGAAGCUGCGUACAAACGAAAGCGUCACGACCACGGAACAGUCGCACAUUGGCGAAGUGCUCCGGGCCAUCGCCGGCUUGGGCGACGGUCGCACGGAGCAGGACAUGUUGACGCAGGUCCAGGAGGACGUGAUGCUGUACCCGCAUCUCCCACACGGUUGGGCGUCCCUCGCAGAGACGACGGGCGACCCAUACGCGUCCCAGAUGGCCCUGAAGGUGGCGGUCAGGGGCAUCCCGCCGCGCGGCGUGUUGGAGGCUCAGGACCUCGCCAACGCAUAUGCCGGCACGGGCAAGGCCGCGGACGCGCAGAGAGCUGCCAUGAUUGCACCGUGGGAGAAGCAUGGGUGGAAGGCCCUCGAGGUGGCUACCGCAGACGUGUAA